Molecule: messenger RNA, 1654 nt
Organism: Ilyonectria robusta
Lineage: Eukaryota; Fungi; Ascomycota; Sordariomycetes; Hypocreales; Nectriaceae
Exons: 3
Coding region: 35-1492 (485 amino acids)
Biological process (GO): regulation of DNA-templated transcription
Molecular function (GO): DNA-binding transcription factor activity, RNA polymerase II-specific; zinc ion binding
Source: RefSeq, a predicted model, not a curated record
UUUGUCAUCCACCGGUAUUUCCAACUUUGGCAACAUGUUCAUUACGCUGAAAGCUGCCAAGAAUGGAGCCAAGCAGACGGGCAUGGAGCAGGUCGCACUAAGCCAUGCAAACCAAGAUGGCACGCAUAGCCGCUUCGGGUCAAAUCGAAGGGAGGCAUGUGUUGGAUGCCACAACAAGAAGCUUCGUUGUACUGGUAGUAGAAUAUCAUGCGACAGAUGCAACGUCCAACAAAUUGCUUGCAUCUUUCCCCCUUCCCAUGGCCGCCGUCGGGCCCGGAGCAACCGAGUAGCUUCGUCCACCAUUUGCCACUCAGGGUUGCAGGGAAAUUUGGAAAAGAGUCUCCUUCAGUCUGGCGACCAUGGCUCAACAGCUCAGUCAACACAUGUGGUCAACCAACCCAGCACCUCGCUACCUAAUCUUGACUCUGGGGCAAAGCACGCGGUGAACAACGGUUCUAGCAAAAAUACUGUUCAUGAUGGUUGUCAAGAAUCGGUACAACCUCAACCUAUCAGCGGAUCAGGUCACGGUAUUGCAUCGACUGGCAUUCAGAUAGGUCAGCCGCACCCAAUGUGCUUCCCGACAGAUGUAGUGGCGGCCCAAGUCACGGCCUCAGAACAGACAAGUGCAACAUUCAUAGGCGACCAGUCAGCAGAUCUCAUGAUGAGCGAACCUAUCCAGGCCCAAUCUCUCACUGCAGAAAACCUGAUAAGCUCAUCAUCAUUGGAUAUUUCUCAAUUCUUCGCCGACUUCCCUGAUACGCCUUGUCUAUCAGCCACCAGCUUCACUACAUCUAAGGUGCAUGAAACUGAGAAUUCCAAUGGCGCGCUUGCAUGCUCUUGCCUGGGAGACGCCCUUGAUAUUGUGCAAAAGCUUGAUGACGAUGCCUUUCAGCUAAGGACGCUUGCUUUCGACCAUGUUCUGAAACUUCAAAAAUGGCUGAUAUUCCAUUGCUGCAAACCUCUCGAUUGCGACAAGUGUGCCGACUUGCUUCAGACAUACACCAUCAUACUUAUCAUUUGCGACAGGGUGGCAGAGAUGUUUAAAUGCCUAUCAAGACGCAUAAAACUGCCACUGUCCAACCCGACAGAGGUAGAUGAUCCCAGGUCUAUCGAAACACCGGAUAUGACCACACCAUCAUCCUCGGGGAUUCUCCCGAGGGACAAAGCUCCCUUGCAGGACGAAUCCACUGCGCAGCUAUUCGAUAGCUUCUCUGGUGACGCUGGGCUUACGACGCCUUGCAAUCCGGAGAUGUUUUCUCCUGAAUUUCGGGCCCAGUACUCCUACGAUGAACAAUUACACAUGAUCCGCGUCCUUGCCAAGAUCCAGGUUCGGAAUUUCAACCAACUCCUGGUGCGCAUUAGUGAGUUGCAGCAGACUCAACAGAGCCAAGCAAGAUUCGGGAAGAUCAUGUCUUUGAUCAAGCGACUUCAAGAGGCUGGGGCUUCAAUGGAUGCAUCUUUUCAGAGUAUGUUGCAGGGCCUUGUGGGCUGAGUUUGGUAUACUCUCGAUGCGGCAGAUGGAUAUUGAAAUUUCCUGUUGAUGGUUUGAUAUUGAUGAUGACGGUGUGAAUGUUUGAAGGAUAACCAUUUGUACAUACAUGUGCUUAAUCUACUCAAUCAUAGUUGCAAUGAAUAUACCGAAACUGACGGAAAU